Molecule: messenger RNA, 4668 nt
Organism: Macroventuria anomochaeta
Lineage: Eukaryota; Fungi; Ascomycota; Dothideomycetes; Pleosporales; Didymellaceae
Exons: 6
Coding region: 1-4668 (1555 amino acids)
Source: RefSeq, a predicted model, not a curated record
AUGGCGUCCGAAUCCAAUGCCCCGGAGGAGGACCGCCCUGCUACCAUACUCGCCGGCCUGGGGCUGGAGAACAUCCUACCGGUCAGUAUGAACAGACGAGAUAGAUCCAAGUCACGGACGCGGCCGUCUACUACACCGCACAUGGAGCGAUCCGUAUCGUCCAUGGAGAGCAGCUUCAUGUUGGACCAUUGGAACCCACAGUCGCAGACAAGUGACGGCGCAAGCAGUCCAGACGCUCAUGCCUCAAGCUCCAAGGACGGAGACAAGCUCACUCCAAUCACCAACUGGGCGCAUCUGUCCUACAUCAAGAGCCAGCGCAACAAUCUGCGCGCAGAGCUCAAAGCUCACCAGAUCGCCGGCGCCGAAGCGAAGCAGUCGGUGGCUUCUUUGCGACGUAUGGCGUUCCGCAUGGCUGUCAACAUAUCCGUGAAGGAGAAGCAAAUCGCAACAAGCGCACGAAACUUGAUCAGAAGCAGGAAGAGCCACUACCUAGAUGGGAGAGACGCAGAGAAGAGAAUUGAGGAGUUGAGAAGGUCUCUGCGCAUUGAAGAAGGCAGGAACAAGGAGAUAUUGGAAGCUCUGGAGAGGGCUUCUAUGCUAACGUUGCAGUACGCCAACCCGAAGUCACAAUCGCAACAUCGGCGUCAACCGAGCCCGCUCUCUCCUCCUCCGUCACCGCCGACUCAACUUGCCAAUCUCCCCGAGAGCCCACUGCAACCGACUACAACACCGACACGCCCAAGUUCUUCGGAAUGGCAUGACACAGACUGGGAGCUCAACCCUGACUACAACCGCGUCGCCGAGAUACGUACCUCUGACAGCCGCUUGAUUAAAGCCAAGCGCGAUUCUGACCACGCUCUCGCUGCCUGCCGCAACCGAAUCGCUGCAUUACAAGCAGAGUGUAUAAAAGGCAGAGGGGAUGGCCGACUGCUAGAAUCAGCAAGGGACGAGCUUACAGAGGAAGUACGCAGCCACAAGGCUCAGAUCACUGAACUGGAGCACUCAAGAGCUAGCGUGACAGAGACAUUAAAGGCUACUCAAGCACAGCUAGCAGCUCUGACGGCCUCUAGAGAGACCUUGGAGCGGGAAUUGCAAGCGAAGAACAAGGAGAUUGUGGGGCUGGAGCAAAGCAAUGCGCAAAAGCUAGGCGUAAUUGAGGUCCUGGAGAAAGAGAAAGCAGUCUUAGAACAGCGACUCGAUGAAGGCGAAGCUCGCCUACAGGAACUCGAGGAUCACGCUGUCACCUUGGAGACGAGCUUGUGUGUGCUGCAGCAAAAGCUUGAGAGGGCUGAGCAGCAGGAAGAGGAUCUUCGCCAUCAACUCGCAGACAAGGACGCGGCGCACGCAGACGCGCAGAAGCGUCUCGACAGAGGUACCCAGUACAUGCAGCUCCUUGAGCAGAAGAUCACAGGGUACGAAGCGACUGUUGCGGAUAAUGACAAGAAGAUCAAAGUGAGUGGCGACGUAAUUUCAGCUCUACGCGACCAAGUCAACGAUGCAACCAGCCACAGAAAGGAUUCGGAGGAAGCUAUGGUCGUCCUGCGAAGGGAAGUUUCGACAUUGCAGUCACACUUCGAUGAAGAGACCAAAGAGCGCAGCGCUCUGGCGAAAGAGCUGGACGAAGUUCGAGGUAUAAAGAGCAAGCUUGAGGUCAACUUCCGCGCGUUGAAUGAACGCUAUCAAGCAGAGAACAGCGCAAAGAACAGACUCCAAUCUGAGCUAGAUACGCUAUACUUAUCCUACGAGAAUCUGGAGACGGACCUCGAAAGUGCCCGCGAACGUGUCGGACAACUGGAGCAACGGAUCGAGUCUGAAAACCAGGCGAAGCUCAGGAGCCUCAAGGACUCGAAGACAGACCUUGAAUCCCAGUUGAAGUGGACACAGGAGUCGUCGUUGCAGCUUUCAAAGGAGCUGGAGGGAAGCAGGGAUGCGCUUACUGCCAUCGAAGUCGAGAAGGCUCAACUUCAAGAGAAACUCUCUAAUUCCGAACAUCUAGUAUUCGCCCUCGAAGUUGAGCUGCGCGAGGCUCACAGCGCGAAGGCUGAGGCUGAGGCACGACUGGACAACGAUCUACAGACGAGCAACGAGCAACUUCGAGAAAUGGAAGCAUCAGUGGCGGCCCUCAAAGAGUUAUUGCAAGCGUCCGAGCGCCUGAAGACAUCAUUACAACAGGAAUUGCAACAAGCCCAGUCGUCCAAGGAUGAAGCUGAACUGCGGCUGAAGGAGGUCAGAGCGUCGAAAGCGGUCCUACAGAGUCAGUACGACGAGACUUGUGCUCGCAUGAAGUAUACGGAACGCGAGAGUCAAAGGCUCAAGACAAAUGUGCAGCAGCUCGAGGAGGACCUGAGCUCGAGCCACACGUCGAAGGCCGAGCUCGAAGGCCGCCUUGACACUGCGCAAAACGAAAGCAGAACCCUCAAGGUCCUUGCCUCGGAGCUCGAGAUUGCAUUCAAAGACAGUUGUGACGCAAAGGCGAAAGUCGAGGAGUGUCUACACAUCAUUCAAAUGGAUGGUGAAGCGUCCGGAGCUAAGAUUGCGGACCUGCGCGACCAGCUGAACGAAACAUCAAGCGCGAAAGAAGAGGCGGAAGCUAAACUUCGAGAUCUCAACGUAACAACAGCUAAUUUGGAACGUCAACUUCACUCAGCGCAGUCCAGGCUGGGCGAGGUCGAACAAGUACUGAACGAACGUCAGUCAGAGUUGACUGCUUUGCAAGAAGUUAUUGCACGAACCCGGCAGACCAAGGAUGAAGCUGACCAGCAACUCACCACCUUGCAAGCUUCUCAUGUUAUGCUCGCGAGCGAAUUGCAGUCAACCAAGUCUCAGUUGACAGCAGCUGAGGCUGAAACGGAUUCUUUAAGCCGCAGGCUAUCUGCGUCCGAAGAAGAACUUGUAGCUGUUCACCGCAGCAAAGCCAAUGUUGAAAGCGAGCUCGAGAAGUCGAUGGAAGCCAAUGCGGAUCUCAAGAGCCAACUGAACGUCACCCGGAAACAUAAGGCCGAUGUUGAAAGCCAGCUUCAUAGCUUGACCGGCUCCAACGCCGAACUCGAGAAAGACCUUGCAGCAUCUCGGUCGCGUGUAUACGAACUUGAGAUAGCGAGGACUGGACUCACUUCUAAGUUGACCAGCGCGGAAGAGGAAGUUGCAACCCUCCGACAGGCCAGGACCGACAUCGAUGAGAAGCUCACUGCUGCAUUGGGCUCCAAAGAGGAGCUUGAACAAAAACUCGCAGUAGCUCGAUCGUGCCUGGACGAGCUUGGAACGGAACGAUCUGGAUUGAGCUUCAAGUUGGCGAGCGCAGAGGGUGAAAUGGCAAAUCUCAGACAGGUCAAAGCACUGCUCGAAGCCAAGCUUGAGAGUGUCAUGCACGAAAGUGGCACAUUCCAGAGGGACCACGACACUCUAGCUCUACGAUUGAGUACUCUGGAGGCAGACAAGGCAGGCAUCGAUGCCGAAAUCGCCCAAAAUGUCAAGGAACUCGAGUGUGUGCGACAAGAAAGAGCGAGCGUAGAGGAACAGCUCCAGGACGCUUCGAAACGCCGCAACACCGACCUCGAGCGUGAUCUACAUGCGGCUCAAAUGCGACUCGACAUUGCGGUGUCUGAGGGUCUUGUACAGGACGCUCGAGGGCUUGAGGCUGACGAGGAGCUCAAGAUCCUGCGCGAGACGAACGCUAAACUGGAAGCGACUGAGAGUGAUCUCCUUCACCGACUUGCCUCAGUUGAAGAGGACCUCAACAGUGUACGGGCAACAAACGCACGACUGGAGGAGUUCCUGAGCAGAGUUGAGUCUGAUAUGGUCACUACAGAAGCUGCGUUCGAAGAGAGCGAGAGGCGUCUGGAAGGUUUCGUUCAAGAAUCUGAGGCUAAGCUGGAAGAGUCGCGGAGCUCGAAACUGAAGUACAAGCGCAGGCUUUCAGAAAAAGAACAUGAGAUUGAAGAUCUGGUCAGCCAAAACUCUGAGCUACAUCACCAGAUCGAUGACCAGGCAGAGGAACUGACCCGUCUUAACAAGGGUAAGGAGAAGAUGGCCGAAAAGCUACACGACAGGGAGCAGUCUAUCCAAGAGCUCAGUUCAUCGAGCGACAAACGGCUCAAAGAGAUCCAUGUGGCGUACGACGGCCUUAAGAGAGAUCACGAUAGCCAGGUACAGAAGCAGCGACAAGUCAGUGAUGAGUCACACAAGCACAGCAGCAGCCAUCUGCGCAGCGAGAUGCAGGCCAAGGACGCUACGAUUAUAGAGCUUCGACAGGGCAAGCAUGAGUUCGCCAUGUCGUUCGCAUCGCUGGAGCAAGAAGUGCGUGAGCUCCGAGAAGACAAAAAGGCGUUCGAAAUACUUGUAGCUACUCUGCAGGAGAAGAUUCACCAUCUUGAGGUCCUUCAAGAAUGGCAUAGCCCUUCGGAGUCUAGUGCACCUGCAACCCCCUCGCGGACAAGGGACCACAUUGAUCUUCGUAGUCAGCCAAGUAGGGCAUCAACCCGUGCUAGCAUAGGCUCAUCACCAGAGGACCUCGAUGAGUGGGCGAAGGAAGUAGAGCGCAUCCGCAUGCAGCGAAAUGAGCAGGUGAUCAAGCUGAAGGGUAUGCGCAAAGAGCGCGACGACCUGAAGAGGACCCUCAAAGAGAGUGAGCACCAGUUGCACGAGCUUGAGAAGCGGGGACGAUCGUAA